UCACAUCUGUUUUCUCUUCUUCUGGAAAUCAUAGUGAUUCAUGAAUAGAAGUCAAGAUUUCUGCAUCAAAAUGCCAGAAGGGUGCUCUUCCAUCUCUAAUCGAACAAAGAGCAAGUGGUUGAUUGAGGGGAUUGUAUUUGUCUUGUCAUUGGGAGGUCUAAUUGCUAGUUUAACUGGGAACGUGUCUAAAAACCAUGCGAUCUGGUUUUUAGAACCGUGGAAGUGGUGCGUCCUUGUAAUGGUGAUUGUCGGUGGCAGAAGAAUCAUGCAAUGGAUGAUGAUGCUUGUAGUUUACUCAGUUAAAACGGUGUUUUUGUUCAUGGAGGUAAAGGUCUAUUAUAGUUAUUAUAUUUAUAGUUUAGGGAAGUGUAUCGGUGUUGUUUUGUGGUUUGGUUCGGUUCUUCUUACGUGGGUUUUGUUGUUUAAGAGUAGUGAAGUUAAGAGGUUUUUAAAUUUGGCCAAUCAUGAAGUUAAGAGAUCAAAGCUUGAUUCUCACGUUCAGAAAUACAUAACGAGGUCUCUUGGUACACUUGUAAUUGGGGGGUUUCUAUGGGUGCUAAAAGCUCUUUUAGUGAACAUAUUAUCUUCCCCAUUCCAAGCUACAAGAUUGUUCCAUAGGUUUCGAGAAUCUUUGAUUGAUCAAUAUAUUCUUGGGGUUUUCUCUCGUGUAUCGGAUGAGAAAAGUGUUGUUGUGAAGUGGAUCAAUAAGAACCAAUUGCCAUGCAAAAAGAAGGGGACAAAUCCAGUAAUCAAUCGGCUAAAGAAAAUAGAACCUGAGGAAAUAUCUGCUUGGUCCAUGAACCAUUUAAUGAGCGUUAUAACGUCUCCUGAUGAUCCGUUGUCUCCAAUUACACAAAAACUUGAGAAACUAGCCAAAAAGGAGCAGGAUGUGAUCGAAUUAUUUGAAAAAACGGAAGACUUGGCUGCUGAUAUUUUCAAAAAUGUCUCUGAAAUAAUCUAUAAAGACGAAAGUAUCCUCUCCGCAAAAAAGAUUGAGAAGGGUGAACUCCAGCAAUUGCCUUUGUUUGAAGCAGAAGACCCUAGUGACGAUGUGAAGUAUGUGCUACAACAUAUACUCGGGGGGCAGAACGACGAAAUAAUCGGGAUCCAAGCUCUAAAGAAGUGGCUGGUAAAUGCUAUCAUUGAACGUAGAUCACUAGCACAGUCCUUAAAUGAUACUGCAAUAGCAAUAGACGAGUUGAACAAGCUUCUAUCUGUGAUACUGCUUAUUCUACUCUUCGUUCUCUGGUUAAUUAUGCUGGGAAUUUUAACAACAGAAGCAUUUAUCGCGAUUAUGGGUCAGUUUGUUGCUUUGGCAUUCAUCUUUGGCGACACUGUCAAAAGUACAUUUCAAGGCAUCAUAUUUGUAUUUGUUAAUCAUCCAUUUGAUAUUGGUGAUUCUUGUCUCAUCAAUGGAGAAGAGAUGGUGGUUGAAAAGAUAAAUCUUCACUCAACAGUCUUUCGCAAAAAUCAUGUGAAGGAUAAGGUAAUGUGUCCAAAUUCAGUUUUAGCUACUCAGCGCAUCAAAAAAUUGUACAAGGGUGACCGCCAUGUCAUCGAGGAUUCCUUUGAGAUUGCUAUUGCUUUGUCCACCAUUAAAGUCACCCCCACAUUCAGUGAUGGUUUGACCACCACCAAAGGCACCUUCUGGGCCACAGAAGGUGAUUCGACCACCACCAAAGGCGCAGAAUGUGAUUCGACCACCACCACAGACAGCAAAUUAUCUCAAAUUGAAUUUUUCGAGGACCCAAUAGGUCAACUACCUCAGAUUAAAUCUUUGCGCACCGCAAUAGACAGGUUCUUGCGUGUUAAUAAAAACAAAUGGUUACCGAAUUAUAGCUUUAACGUCAAAGAAAUUGAAGAUCAGAAGUUGAAAAUUGUUCUCAGGGUUUCCUAUCGCAAGACAGACCUUGACAGCGACUGGGCUAUGAUCAUUGAAAGGAGAAAUGCAUUAGUGAUAGGGCUGACGACGUUUAUUGCAGUGAUAAAGAAUAUCAAAAGCUACAACAUUCUGCCUAAAGCCGUUGAUGCGGAUAGCUGUUAAUUCGCCAAAUACCUUUCAUAUUAAAUGCAGCUAAUAUUAAUUUCCUGUUCUGUAUCACUAUUUGUUGGGGUCAUAAUUGUAUUCUUUAAACUGGAUGUUUGAAACAUCAGUUUAAGGAAGAGCAUCGUUAAAGAAUAAGUCAUUAGAGUGGUCCUAGUCUUUAGGCAUCUGGUAAUGUGUUGCCUUACAUUAUAUGUCUUGUUUAUGGCAUAGUGGUAGUCACUGUUGGGUAUGAAUUUCCCCCUCUU
This is a messenger RNA of Rubroshorea leprosula, 2292 nucleotides long. Lineage: Eukaryota; Viridiplantae; Streptophyta; Magnoliopsida; Malvales; Dipterocarpaceae. The record is from the annotation of a GenBank genome assembly.